Oryctolagus cuniculus (rabbit) is the source of this 1737-nucleotide messenger RNA. RefSeq names its product testis expressed 13B (gene TEX13B). The record is from RefSeq and is a predicted model, not a curated record. Gene Ontology annotation, molecular function: mRNA binding. NCBI's taxonomy places the organism in Eukaryota, Metazoa, Chordata, Mammalia, Lagomorpha, Leporidae.
GGCUCCCUUUCCCACCCCGGAGCGCUAAGAGAAAGACUUCACUCUCUUUGGGCCUGGUAGGCGGCGUCAUCAGCCUGCACCUCCUUGGGUCCCUGGCAGGAAAGAGCCAGCGAAGCCGAAGUCGCUGAGAUCAUCAGUCACCAUGGCCUUGAAACCAGAGGACCCCUGUAGUGGGUUCAGGCAUAGAAAGGUGAUAGACUUCAUCAAUCAGAAAAUGGACAUGCACCAGAAAGGCUCCAAGUUCUACUGCGAUAAUAUGCCCCUGUCCUGGGAGGAGGUGGAAAACAAGCUCCAGGUCGUCUUAGAGGACAGCGAGGUGUCCAAGGAAGCCAAGGAAGCCUGCGCUUGGGGCAGCCUGGCCCUUGGGGUGCGCUUAUCCCGAAGGCAGGGACAGUUACAGGGACGCAGGGUGCGGUGGCUGCAUGACUUCGCCAAACUGCAUAAGUCGGCUGCACAGGCUUUGGCCUCAGAAAUGAAGGAGCUCAGGGCACAGCACGAGAUGGAGCGCAAGGAGGCAGCAUUCCGACUGCAGCUGGCCCACGCCAAAGUGGCAGAGUUGCAGAAAGAACGGGACAUGCUGAGCUGGAAGCUCCUGCAGGCGGUAAGACUGCUCAACUCCCAGCAGGAGCCCCGUCUCCCAACAAGAGCCUCCUCUGCGGCAGGAGCCCCACCUCACCCUUCCCUGAGCCUGCUUCCCCCAGACCCGACCUCAGUUCCAGCCACUCUUCUCCAGGAGCUGAACAGCCGCUGUGAGUGGGUUACAGAGAGACCAGUCCUGGCCAAGGCCAGACGGGCUGCAACAGGAGUAUUGGGUGGGCAGGAGGAGGCGGCGGCUGCCACUGGCACUAGCAGAAGAGGACGAAAGAAGAGGGAAGUAGAGAUUGUCCCCUUGGAGGCCACCCAGAAGCGAAGUGGAGGCCUCCCGAGGCUUCUCGGAGCUGUGGGACGGAAACAUGACAAGUCCGGCAAGCAGAGGGAGGGAGACCUCAGGUCAGUGGAGACAGCCAUGUUUUAUUUCUCUGGGACCCUAAAUGCAGGGCCCACAGCCUCACAGGCACUGCUUCCUGUCCAGCUCCCUGCCUCGUUCUCGUACCCCUACACGCCCCCCUUCCCAGCCCCAUCCACACCACCCCUAGCUACAGCCAGGGUCCCAGCACCUGCUGCACCUCAGACGUUCCCCCACUGGUCAGCCUCUGAUAUCGGCCUGUGGUCUGCCACGGGGGCUCAGGGAGUAGACCCUCCAGAACCGCAGAGAGACGAGAAAGACUCCGAAGCCCAGCAGCAGAGAAGACCCCCAGUGUUCCGCAGGCCGGGGGACUGGGACUGCCCCUGGUGUAAUGCUGUCAACUUCUCACGGAGGGAAAUGUGCUUCCGCUGUGGGAGGGGAAUCUGGCUCCAAAGCCCUUGAAUUCAGAAAUGUGAAAUAGAAGAAGCAGCAUACCCCAAUGGGAGAUCGAUUUUUCAGAGGGAGCCGGGAGAGGUGGAGAGGGGACAGGGAAGGAAUGGAAGGGAGGUGGGUGGAGUAUAGGUAGCUGGGGAAGAGCCGUGUCUUAACGACCCCCUUUUGUGUUCUGGAAUGUUAGCUCUAUUGCAGUUUCUGUGUGUGUGUGAGUGUGUGUUUGCCCCCGUACCCUAGUGUCUGGUGGCCCUGGCCUGCCAUGUGUAUCACAUAUCGCCCUCUCCCUCAACCUAGGCCUAGGCCUUACCUGGUUGGAACAGGAGUGGACAUUUGACCUA